AUGUCGCCUCUGCAGACCCUCUUUGUCUGCCUCUUCGCCUUCCUGCUCGGGGGCGCUGAGGCCUCUCCCAUUGCCCUCGCUGUCCGCAGCACCAUCAGCGCCGGUGCCGUCAGCGUCACCCUGACUAUCGGCACUAUCAUCUUUGGCAUCCUGGCCAUCAUCGUUGGCCUGCUCUUCUGCUUCUUUGGCUACCGCCUCUUCCGCAUCAUCUUCUUCUUUGCCGGUUUCUAUGUGUUUGCCACCAUCGCCUACAUCGCGCUCAUCCUGAUUGAGCCCGCCAAUGGCUGGGCUAACCACGACACCAUCUACUGGGUCACCUGCCUGAUUUUCGGCAUCAUCGGUGCCAUUCUUUCGGGCUUCCUCUUCCACCUCGGCCUGGCUUGCGUCGGCGCCCUCGGCGGUCUGUUCCUGGCUGGCAUCAUCCUCUCCUGGCAGAGCGGCGGCUUGAUCCAGUCGACCUGGGGCCGCAUCCUCUUCAUUGUUAUCAUGGUCAUUCUCGGCAUCGUGCUUAUCUUCGUCCUGGAGAAGCACAUCCUCAUCAUCUCUACCUCGAUUACCGGAGCCUACUCUGUCUUCUACGGCAUCGACAUCUUUGCCCAGACCGGCUUCACAUCGGCUGCCCAGGCUUUCCUCGGCGACUAUCAUAGCCUGAGUGUCUUCAUUACCAACUCCAGAAUCUUUGCCAUGCUGGCCUUCAUGAUCGUCCUGGCUAUCAUCGGUAUUGCUACACAAUACUGGAUCAACCGCACCCGCGAUCACGCCAAGCACAUGAAGUCCAGCAUCCGCGAUCAUGUCCGUCGCGCCGAGCGUGUUUGAAGGGAUUUGCCACUGUUUCGGCUGCGGAGCCUGACAGCCGUUAGCCCCGCUCAGCAUUCCCGGCAAGGACAGGACUACAUCUGCUUCCUAUGCCGAGCUUUGCUUGUCCUCCAACAGAACCUCAUUCCUCCCUGCCUGUUUUUCAGACCUCACUCCUGGUCUCGCAAUCAUUGUUAUCAUGCCACAUGUCAUCACCAAGUUUCCCAUCACCGCCACCGCAUUCACCACGGCACUCUUUGCAGCAUCCGCCUCACUUGCCCAUCAUCUCAACCUGUUUGUCAGUUG
Molecule: messenger RNA, 1101 nt
Organism: Polychytrium aggregatum
Lineage: Eukaryota; Fungi; Chytridiomycota; Chytridiomycetes; Polychytriales
Exons: 4
Coding region: 1-816 (271 amino acids)
Cellular component (GO): plasma membrane
Source: RefSeq, a predicted model, not a curated record